Molecule: messenger RNA, 2030 nt
Organism: Dendrobium catenatum
Lineage: Eukaryota; Viridiplantae; Streptophyta; Magnoliopsida; Asparagales; Orchidaceae
Product: serine/threonine-protein kinase PEPKR2
Exons: 3
Coding region: 392-1705 (437 amino acids)
Biological process (GO): protein autophosphorylation; intracellular signal transduction; peptidyl-serine phosphorylation
Cellular component (GO): nucleus; cytoplasm
Molecular function (GO): calcium-dependent protein serine/threonine kinase activity; calcium/calmodulin-dependent protein kinase activity; ATP binding
Source: RefSeq, a predicted model, not a curated record
UUUCCUUUUGGAGCGAGGACUGUCUCUCGUCGCUAAGAGUUUGUACUGGCCGCGGACUCCGAUCUCAUCGGGGAAUCGACGCCUUGUACGCCAUCCGUGGCGGGGUUAGGGUUUCGGUUCUUUACGAAUGAUUGCCGGCGAAUCCUGUGUUGUUAGCGUUCUUUGUGUUUUCUGAGAUCUAACCGUCGAUAUUGCAUCUUGCGUUUUCCUUCCGGAAGUGGAGGGUCGAUAGGUUCUCCGAUCUCCGGCCUUAUGAACAGGAAGAAGAGGAACAGGCGUCCUCCGGCCAUCUUUUUCUUUUUCCCCUUGUAUUAUCCAUGAUUCCCUCGUAUCUUUUGAAGAAUCGUGCAAUUCUGUUGGUAGUUUGGAGUUUUUGCUUUUCGGUAUAGCAAUGGAGGCUGUGAGGAGGAAGAGAAAAGGGACCAAAUCUUCUUUUAUCCUAGGAUCGCACCUUUCGGAUGGCGGUGAUAACGAUAGGCAAUGCAAGAAAAAGUGUAUGGAGGGAUCGCGGCCGGCUAAGUUGGGGCCUCGAGAUGGCGGUGCUGCCCCCGGCGUCGUGAUGACGGCGCCUCCAUCUGGUAGGUCGGCAUCGGCGUCUCCUUGCCGUGGGAUUAAGCGGAAGCUUGGCUGCAUCGAAUCGGUCACUCGGAUCGGACGUAAGAAAAAGCUGGAGCAGGAGUACAUUCUUGACCGGGAGAUCGGGCAAGGGAGGUUUGGAUCUGUGCGAUUGUGUAGGAGCAGGGUCAGUGGGGAGCAAUUUGCCUGCAAGACGCUUCCCAAGAAUGGCGAGGAAACUGUUCACAGGGAGGUGGAGAUCAUGCAGCAUAUAUCGGGCCACCCUAAUGUGGUAACACUGAAGGCUGUUUUUGAUGAUUCUGAAUGUGUGCAUUUGGUGAUGGAACUUUGCUCGGGAGGACGGUUGCUGGACCAAAUGGUUAAGGAAGGGAGGUAUUCGGAGCAGAGGGCUGCAAAUUUGCUCAGGGAUCUGGCCUUUGUCAUCAAAUAUUGUCAUGACAUGGGAGUUGUGCAUAGGGAUAUUAAGCCAGAAAAUAUUCUUCUAACAGUGUCAGGGAAGAUGAAGCUUGCAGAUUUUGGAUUGGCGGUGAGAGUUGCAAACGGUCAGAGACUGUAUGGAAUUGCUGGAAGUCCCGCCUAUGUUGCCCCCGAAGUCCUUUCAGGUCACUAUUCUGAGAAAGUCGACAUUUGGGGUGCAGGCGUUCUUCUUCAUGCCCUCUUAGUCGGUUCUCUUCCAUUCCCGGGAACCUCGCGUGAAGCUAUAUUUGAGUCCAUUAAAACGAUGGAGCUGAAUUUUCACGGUGAAAUAUGGGACUCUGUAUCUCUUCUUGCACGGGAUCUAUUAAGUCGAAUGCUCACCAGAGAUGUUUCCUCAAGAUUGGUAGCAGACGAAAUUCUAAGACAUCCCUGGAUUCUGUUCUACACAGAGUGUCCUCCCAGGCUAAUUACAAGCAACCCAAGAAUCCGAAUUAGGAGUGCGGCGGCACCCAGAAUCGAUUGCGGGUAUUCGGAUCCGAGGUCCGACGACGAGCAAGAUGAAUGUGGUGGUUUUGUCGAUGCUCUCGCGGCGGCGAUAUCGAGGGUGAGGAUAUCGGAGCCGAAGAGGAGUCGGCUUUGCGUGCCCGCCGGCCAAAUUCCACAGGAGUGCUCAUCUAACAUGAAGGCUAAUAAUCUCUGUACAGCCUUUUGACCGGUCACUGGUGUAUAGUAAUCGAAGCUUCCAACUGUGAGUGAGUAUUGAAUUGACCACAUAAGAGUUUCUUUCUAGCUUAUUAGAAUCCAACAGGGGGGGUUGGGUUGGGUUGGGUUCUCUGAUUUUAUGAUAUUCUAACUCUAAUUUGCAGCCAAUUAUCUUUUCACUUGAACAUAACUGAAGUGCUUUACUCUACCUACCGUAGCGAACUAGCAAUGUAAAUUUGUGUAAAUAAGGGGUUGUGUACUGCUGCUUCCUGAUUAUUAUUUUGUAGCCAAUUAUCUUUUCAGUUGACAACGUAAGUUGUUUAUUUUAGCCUCAA